AUGGCCAACUAUGAGGAACCUCAGCCACACCCUUACCUCCAUGAGCCAUUGCUCUAUAUCACCAAUGUCCCGACUUACGUUUCCGACGAGAGUAUUGUCAUGGCUUUCGCUUCUUGCGGCCCUUUCAGGCCCAACAUCCCCCGCGACAUACCUGGCUCUGUCUUGUCGGGAACCGUAGAAUUCCGCUUUCUUGAGAAAGCCGAGAAAGCGUUAGCGACGUUGCAGGCGCGACCUAUCCCGGGCUUAACACAACAUGUACCCCUCGUGCUAUCACCCUAUCCACCGACCAAUCCACCGACACCCCUUCCUCCCCCUUCCGCGUCGCCGCGUUUGGUUAAGCAUCUCCCCCCUGGUUACACAGAUUCUCAGCUCUACGAUCUUUUCAGGCCUUAUGGCGCGUUGGCAUCAACUCGUGCCCAAACGCAGUUCGGGCCGGACACAGGCAUGGUAGAGUUUUGGAGGGAGGAAGACGCGAAGCGUGCGGAAGAAGAGUUACACUGUGCAGAGCUUGAUGGGCAGAAUAUUGCGGUGCAGGUUUAUCAACCCCGGCGAGCGAGUGCAGCUACGGAAUUCAACACAAACGCACCCGCCUUCGUGCCAUCGGCACCCUACCCUUACACCUACUCGCCUCCCCGUGCUAGUCCCUAUCGAUCGCCUGUGCAGCCUCCAUUCAUCCAUGGCCCUGGUCAGCAAGUGCAGCUGGCGCCAAUGAGCGGUCCCGGCUCAAGUAGUCACAGUGGCCUGAUCGAUCCCUGCAAUUUGUUUUGCAAGAAUCUUGAUCCUACGCUAGAUUCAAACUCUCUAUUCUCCCUUUUCCGUGAAUUUGGACAAAUCGUGAGCGCUCGCGUCAUGCGUAAUGAGAAUGGGGAAAGUCGUGGAUUUGGCUUUGUCUCCUACCAUACUCCAGAUCAAGCCGCUGCUGCUAUGCACGCAAUGAAUGGCAAGCAGAUCGGGAGCAAACAGAUGGUCGUACGACUCCACGAGCCUAAGCAACUUCGGCAAGAAAAAUUAGCUCAACGCUUCGGGCAUAAUGGGCACCCACGCAGCGCUAGUGGUGCAACAAGUCCUACUCUCAGUGAGGGAGGCGAGAGCUAUGUCGGCGGCUGGGCGAGCCCACGCCAUCACGCCUCUCCUCUUGGUUCACCUCGUGCCAGUCACUACGAACGACCAGAUCGCGGUAGGCGAGGAUCUGGUAGUUACUAUAAUGCGGCGUUAUCUGGCACAUUAAGCCUACCUAUGCGUUAUGACGACCUCUCGGCCUUGUCGCCUGUUGUGCGCAAGGAAGUCCUCACCGGAGAGUUCAGUCGCCGGGUGAAAAAUCUAGGAACAGUCCCAGCGGAUGAUGUAGAUGCCAUUGUUGAGUCUCUUAUCAACGUUUCCCUCAGUGAAGCAGUUCAGUGCAUAGAGAGCCCAGACAAGUUAGCUGAACACGUCGAGCAUAUCAAAGACAAGUUGAAGCCAACAAGAUCUUUCCACGACAAAUCUCCGUCUCCAUCUGCUUCUCAAGAUUCGCAGCUCCUCAAUCCGAACGUAACUGCCUCGGUUACUGCCAGUGCCCCAGAACAUCCGUCGACUCCGAUUUCCGUCAAUGCAUCAUUAUCAACACCCCCUCGGACAUCUUCGCCGUCUGGCUCUGUUCCUCCCACCUCCGAACGCGAUCGCAUGGCUGCCGCUAUCAACAAGCUAGAGUCUUCUCGUCAAAAUGAGUUGACUGACCUCUUGAUGAGUCUGCCAAAACGGGAGCGGGCUAUGUGUCUCUUCAAUGCCGAGGUUCUUCGCGCCAAACUGGCUGACGCUAAGAUGGUUUUGGAGAGCGACGAUGACGAAGAAGAGAAGGCUGAUGCGCAAUCGACAAAGUCGGCUCCUCCUGUAACACCCCAGGCGAAGAAGACGGCCGUUUCCAAAGUAGCCGAAUCUCCUCAGACGCCUGAUCUCUCUUCUCGCGGACCAAGUGCCGCAUCCUCUCCAUUGCCUGGCACACCCGGCAGCAUUGGGAGCAUCUCAUAUACCAUUCCAUCGCUGGCCAAGUUGCCAGCUGCAGAGAUUAUCAGAAUGGCGACGUCCACUUCUGGUGCGAACCUACCGAAAGCCGAUCCACUCGUCGUCCAGGCUACCGACGAGUUCAUUGAUGGUCUUCUCGACAAGCCAGUUCAAGCGCAGAAGCAGCAACUCGGUGACAAGCUCUUCAAGGUUGUCAAGUCCUUCGGUAUCAAAGGAGCCCCCAAGAUCACCAUUGCCCUUCUGGAUCAAGAAGACCUACGCGCCCUCGCGCAUCUAAUGAACAGCUAUCCCAGCGUCUUGAAGGAAAAGGUCCAACUUCUUGCACCAGCAAAAUAA
This is a messenger RNA of Pleurotus ostreatus (oyster mushroom), 2337 nucleotides long. RefSeq lists its product as uncharacterized. Gene Ontology annotation, molecular function: mRNA 3'-UTR binding; poly(A) binding; poly(U) RNA binding. Gene Ontology annotation, cellular component: nucleus; cytosol; ribonucleoprotein complex. The transcript has 7 exons. NCBI's taxonomy places the organism in Eukaryota, Fungi, Basidiomycota, Agaricomycetes, Agaricales, Pleurotaceae. The record is from RefSeq and is a predicted model, not a curated record. The coding region runs from base 1 to 2337 and encodes 778 amino acids.